AGGUUCCAUCUUGGCAGACGGCACCGGGUCAAGCGACGGAGGAGGUAGAGGUUCGAUUUCAAUUACACGAGUUGAUUCAGCAGAAUGGGAAGAUACUGGACAACUCUCUUAACUGUCUUGUUCUGCCUUUUUUGCACGAUGAAUGUGAAGGGGGCCGCGACCUAUCCCAGUGCCAUCUCCACUCUCGUCCAAGCGGCCUUUGACCCCGUCUACUGGCUGACCACCUUCCACCACAUGGAUCUCAGUCGCCAAGUUCGAUCCCGGUGGCUCAGACUUUUGCCCGAUUUUCUGACCGGCCAGCUCCGACUAAGACCUGCCCAUUGGCGAAUUCAUUCGGAAAGCCCCAUUUCUUUUCAUGGAUAGAACGACAGUUUUUAAGAGACGUCUUCGAUUACAAGUUGGGCCGGAUAGAUCUGAGACUCGUCAUCAAAAUGUCCCCAUUAAUAAGAAGAGCUCCAGUUCUCCUGGUAUUAUUCUUGCUCUGCUCUCAGAGCUUUGCUUCCGAAUCGUCUGAAUCAACCCCUCGUCGCCAGAAGAGGGGGAUUAUGAAGAUGAUGAUGCACAUCAUGUGGGAUCCCGUCCGACUCAUUAGAUACUGGUACGCAUAUGAUGUGACCAAAGAGAUCGCCAAGAGUUGGCGUAAAAUUCUGCCUACAAUGAUGCUGCUACCUUUCAACCCCAAUCUGGCAGACACGCCAGGAAUCGCCAAAUAUGUACAUCCAACCCAUGGACUGAGAGCCACCAAGUAUCACAAAAAUACUAAACAGUUCGCUUACCCGGCCGUAUCCAGUGGAGAGACCUAUUCAGCAAGCCAGUUUUCGAAAGACUAUUUAAUAGCUGACCCUGCAUUGAAGAACACCUUUUCUCACUUCAAACCAGAAUCUGGUACUUUUUUCGAAGGAUCUCACAAACAUUCAGAAUCCUCGAAUUUGGAUUCGAUUCCUCUCAUAUUUCGCCAAUAUUAUAACUCAGGACAGAAAAUUAGCGGCGACGGCUCUCGGAAUGUUCAUGUCUCUUCGUUUCCAGUCAUAGCGAAGGAGGUGGAUGGCCGCAAUGAACAACCUCACAUCAUUUUGAAACCUGUUCCGGAGAGCUUCUUCCAAAAUGAUCCGACAUCCUCGAUCCAAACUUCAGACAGUCAGGAGGUUGUACUUUCUGGAGAACAUAUCGAGAUGAAGCCAGUGUCUUUCCCGUUUAAAAUGGAUCUCUCUGAUAACAGCAGAGAGCGCAUCAUCUUUAAAGUCAUGCCCGUACCUAUCGGAACAGUUCAUGACGACUCAAAAGAAAAGUUGGAGAGCGAUGUUGUGCCAUCUCCUUCCAACAGUGCCAGCAAACGAACCCAAAACAAAUAUCUUUCAGAUUACACCAGCUUCCAAGCCGAUCCUAAUUCUCAAUUACAAUAUGAGGAUGGCGGGCAUGCGCCAUCAACUAAGCAUGUGAUUCAUACAGGCCACCAAGAGUUACACAUCGUCUUGCACCCGAUUCCCGUAGGUAAUAUGGGUCCAUCCAAUGGUGGUCAGGCCCUACAUUUCGUACCUGUUAGUUUUAACAACAGCGAAUCUGUCAAUGGUGGUUUCACUUUUGUGUUGCCAGAGGCUCCUAAGACGUUGGAUCUUAGUCAGAGACAGAGUUCUUCUCCUCCAAAUUAUGACGAAGAAUUUUAUCCCUCGAAUAACAAUUCUAGCAAAAUUGACAAGAACAAUUACAGCCACGAGGAAGAUGAAAUUGCAGUGUCGUCUGAAAAUUCCGAUAGCAAGUCAUCCCAAGUUACUUGGAUUCGGAAACAAGAUCCCAAAACAGACAGACGUACAGAUACGAAAUCUUUCGACAAUGAUUCUGAAGGCAGCGUCCCUCGAAUAAGUUCUAUGAAUUUCCGGGAUGUCAAAGACCAGAUCAAAACUCCGUUAAGACUGAAUGGACAAUAUAUCGACCUGGAUCAACUGAAGGAAGAUUUGAGGCACGGGACGCCGGUGCUGAUUCCAUUUCAAAAGAAAACUAUAUUUUCAUCGCCUCAAUCCAGCGAAAAUUCAUAUUUCAGUCUGCCAAGAAACUACGACGGUAUGAUGGAUGACAAAUCGAAAGACGCUCCUCAAGCCUCUGAUGAAAUAACAGUUGCUCAAAGCAAUUCAGCAGAGCAAUAUGGAGCAAGAAAUUCAACGCAAAGACUUUUGUUUUUCUUCAAAAGACCAUAACAAAUAAUAGAUAAGCAAUAUUUCAGUCUCUCAUACCAUUUACAAAUGGUGUUAAAUGCUGCGAAAAGUGUGGUUCCUAAGCAAAUUGAACCGAUUGAUCCUAUGCAAAGCAUCGCUUCAGAAUCAUCUGUUAAUAACCCUAAAUUCUGAGACCCCAAACUCAUUUCAAUCCUUUCUGUGUAAAUGACACCAUUCGUUGCGCCGAUUUCUUAAAGUUGCAACGAAUUAGUGAUGCUCAGCAAAAUUCUUGAUAGCUCCAAAUCUAGUUUGUGCAGAUUGCAUUUUUAUGUACAUAUCUAUUAUCUCUGUAUACAUACAUUCAAAAAAUAUGGGGAUACAAGAUUUUAUCAUAAUUUAUAAAUAUACAAAUAGAACAAAAAAGUAUUUCACAGUUUGAUAAAUGCAAAGAAAAUUCAUAUAUUAAUGCAAUUGUGAUUGCAAUUUAAAAUAAAUCAAGUCAGAAAAUCUGCUUAGAAAAAUAUUGGGAUACUGUAAAAAGAAAUGAAGAAUAAACUAUGAACUUACUUAUGUCUAUUGGGUUGUAUCUUAUGUAGUUAAAGUAUAUUGGAUGGUCCUUGCACUUUAUGACCUUUCGUAAUCGAUUUGGAUUGGAUUUGAUCAAUUUUGCUUAAAAUGAUCCGUUGAUUUUAAACCACUCUUCUUAACUCCUGCUUGUCAGAAAUAAUAUCAUGUUCGUUGAUUUUUUUUACAACAAAUAAUUCCACACUUGUUCAGUGGGAUCAAAGUCUGGAUCUUAAUCACACGAUGACAAUGACAGAGGACCUUAGUAUCAGCAGUAUGUUUAUGAUUAUUAUCCUGGUUCAUUUUAAAAUGUCUUAAGAUUUCCAAGUUACUCGCACUUAGCUGCAAAUUUCGCUUUCGAGAAUGCCAAGGUAGAAAUAUUUAUUCAUUGUACCCACUUUAUCGAAGUUCCGCACACCAGAGCUUGCCAUGCAACCAGACUAAUUAGUUGGCACAUCUAUAUUUUACAGUCGGAAGCAAAUUUUUGAUAUGCAAUGAAUAUUUGGUAUGCACCUUUUUUUUUUUUUUUGCCAUCCGAUCCAAAAUGUGACAUUUGUUUUCAUUCACAAAAAUAACAUUUUCCCAAAAUUCUCUGUAGGCUUCUUUACGCACAUUUGAGCAAAUGUCAUUUGAUUUGCUUUGCUAAUGCGGGGUUUUCUCCGAGGCACUCUGCGAUGAUGCUUAAGUUUUCUUAAAACAAUUCUGACAGUUCAGGAUUUAUUGAUUUACGGAAUCUUUUAUUACAUUUUAGAAUCUUUAGAAUUUUUUUUUUCAUUUCACAAUCCACUUCUCUUCACGUUCAGUCAAUGCCCUUACCACUCUGAUCUUUGGUAAUUUGAAACACUAUUUUCAGAUCUGCAAAUAAAAUAAAAACAAUAGAUUUACUGAGCUGCAAAUAAAAUAAAAACAAUAGAUUUACUGAGCUGCAAAUAAAAUAAAAACAAUAGAUUUACUGAGCUGCAAAUAAAAUAAAAACAAUAGAUUUACUGAGCGUUAAGUUUUGUUCUAUAUAACGAGAGCAUUUUCCGUUUUCUAUUUGGUAAUGGAUUUAUUACCAAAUUUCGCACAUCAAACGAAAUAUCUUUGUUUCUCGCCAUUGUUUUAUUCGCAACUUUUCUGUUAAUACUUUGUAUCUAAACAUUUAAUUUAGAAAGAGUGGUAGUAAAUUAAAUUUUAUUGAUCGAUUCGUUACAUAUUUCUUAAAUUUCUUAUUUCAAAAGCUCCCCAAUACUUUCUUUGACAACUGUUUGUGUUUAAAUUAUAUUUAAAAGGCUAGAUCAAGUUAUAGUUCUAAAAUAGUAAGAAAAUUUUUCUUAAAAAAAUAUACCAAACGUUAAAAUAUUUCUCGAUUAAUUUUGUUUUUGUUGUAAUGAGAUUAAUAUUUUUAUAAAAAUAUGCCGUGCAUUCUAAGUGUCCCAAUAUUUUUUUUGAGUGACUGUAUGUACUGCUACAUUUUUUAUAUUUUCAUUUAGAUAGUUUUACGAACUCAGGGUAAAAAUAUAUGUGUUUAGAUUAUGGUUGUCAAUUUCAUGUAUGACGAAUAUUGGAAAAUUAUUCAUGGAA
Molecule: messenger RNA, 4277 nt
Organism: Argiope bruennichi
Lineage: Eukaryota; Metazoa; Arthropoda; Arachnida; Araneae; Araneidae
Exons: 4
Coding region: 432-2192 (586 amino acids)
Source: RefSeq, a predicted model, not a curated record